Molecule: messenger RNA, 1004 nt
Organism: Brassica napus (rape)
Lineage: Eukaryota; Viridiplantae; Streptophyta; Magnoliopsida; Brassicales; Brassicaceae
Product: ER membrane protein complex subunit 3
Exons: 8
Coding region: 96-713 (205 amino acids)
Biological process (GO): protein folding in endoplasmic reticulum
Cellular component (GO): membrane; EMC complex
Source: RefSeq, a predicted model, not a curated record
GAUUUACCCGAUCCGAACCCGAACGGGUACCCGAACGCCCAGGCCUACAUCUCAUCUUCUUCUUCAUUCACCCGAUCGAGAGAAGAGAAUCAUCAAUGGCGGAAGAUCUGGUUCUCGACACGGCGAUCAGAGACUGGGUUUUGAUCCCUCUCUCAGUCGUGAUGGUUCUCAUUGGUGUUCUCCGCUACUUCGUCUCCAAGCUCAUGCGUUCGUCUCCGACUCCCGAUGCGAAGAUGGUCAAAGAAGGACAAGUUGUGAUUAGGGCUCGGAAUCUCAAGGCCGGUGCCAAUUUCAUCCCGCCUAAGUCGUUCCGAGCUCGGAGAUUCUACUUCAGCAACGAGGAAAAUGGAUUGUUGCAUGUUCCAAAGGACCAAGCUCAGAACCCACAAGCUCAGAUGUUUUCUGAUCCUAACAUGGCCAUGGAUAUGAUGAAGAAAAAUUUGUCAAUGAUUAUACCGCAGACGCUCACUUUUGCAUGGGUCAACUUCUUCUUCUCUGGAUUUGUUGCAGCCAAAAUACCAUUUCCCCUGACUCAAAGAUUCAGGUCAAUGUUACAGAACGGUAUUGACUUGAGCACUGUCGAUGUUAGCUAUGUGAGCAGCCGUUCAUGGUACUUCUUGAACUUGUUUGGAUUAAGAGGUUUAUUCAGCCUCAUUCUUGGAGAUGAAAAUGUAUUCUUUCUUAUGCAGCAAUUGAUGAUACACAAAGAAUGAUGCAAAUGGGUGGAUUUGGUUUUGAUGCAUCAAAGAGCUUGAGCGCAGAAAAGGAUGGUCUCGACAUUAUUCAACAUGAAUGGGCCUUACCACGAUUCGAGCACCGUGCAGAAUCCGUUUUGAGAAAAAUCGUGCAGUAGAAACAUCCUCUUGCUCUUUAUCCCCUGGUUCUCUACUGGUAGCUAGAUUGUGUGUUUAAUGUCCUCCAUUGCUGUCAUAAACAUCGAUAUAUCUAGCAUAUUUUCUUCAGUGACACCAUUUGGUUUAAAUCUCAAAUAUUAUUCACAGAUA